Molecule: messenger RNA, 435 nt
Organism: Opisthorchis viverrini
Lineage: Eukaryota; Metazoa; Platyhelminthes; Trematoda; Opisthorchiida; Opisthorchiidae
Exons: 3
Coding region: 1-435 (144 amino acids)
Source: RefSeq, a predicted model, not a curated record
AUGAGAGACUCUGUGAAUGUCGCGGAGAUACCCCCCAUUAUAGCUCAAUGGAUCGCUCAGGUGCGCAAACCGUCACACCACGGUAAGGUCCGUGGUUCGAACCCAACCUGGGCCUCUCGACUUCCCCUGUCUGUGCUUGGGCAACCUGGCAGUAUCCCAGCCCUCGUGCUCCCUUCAGGUGGCAUGGCAGCUAGGCACCGGAAGGGUGCUACAGCUGAACGCUUUCUUUCGUUUUCUUUCUAUCUCCUUGAUACCAAUUAUCACCGAUCGUUUCACCCUGGUCGAAGAUGUAUCGAGUGCAUGCUUACCUUGAGACAAGGCCUCGAAAGGUGCCAUUCUAUCAAACGUUCCGCACUGGUCGUUUUCCUUGAUCUGAAAUGCGCCUUUGACUGCCGACUGUCAGAGACUUUGGCGGUAUCUGGCAAUCAAAGGUGA